UUUUCAUGUAUAAAAUCAUCCUCCAAUGUGCAUUCCAUCAGCCACAAAUAAGUAUAGAUAAAUUUACAAAAAUGUUCGGAACCUUAUCAGAAGAGGCAGAAGUAAAGGUGUCCGCAAGCAAAGCUUGGGCUCUAUAUGGCACACUUGAGCUUGGAAAACUUGUUGCCGGAAAAAUCCUUGAAGCGGUUGAUGUUGUCGAAGGCGACGGUGGGCCUGGUACCAUUCUCAAGCUUACCCUUAACCCUGGGUCUGGCUUCACUUGUUAUAAAGAGAAGUUCACAAAGGUGGAUAACAUAAAUAUGGUCAAAGAAACCGAAGCGAUUGAAGGGGGGUUUCUUGAUAUGGGGUUUAAUCUUUAUCGGGUAAGGUUUGAGAUCAAAGAGAAUCCAAAGGAUGGCUCGGGCUCUUCAUGUGUUUUAAAAUUAACAAUUGAGUACGACGUUAAGGAAGAGUUUGCUAAUAAUGCUUCUCUUGUCACCACUGCGCCUCUCCUUGGUAUUAUGAGUGUUGCAAAUGAGCAUCUUUUGAAAAAAUAAUUAACAUGGGAAGCGUUUAUGAUCAUGUAUUAUGAUGUUGUAACAUUUAUGAAUAAACUCGUGUUACUUUCCUUUGUCAAUGCUUUAAGUGGUAUUAGUGAA
Helianthus annuus (common sunflower) is the source of this 638-nucleotide messenger RNA. Its product is annotated as S-norcoclaurine synthase 2. Lineage: Eukaryota; Viridiplantae; Streptophyta; Magnoliopsida; Asterales; Asteraceae. Gene Ontology annotation, biological process: defense response; abscisic acid-activated signaling pathway. Gene Ontology annotation, cellular component: nucleus; cytoplasm. The transcript has 2 exons. Gene Ontology annotation, molecular function: protein phosphatase inhibitor activity; signaling receptor activity; abscisic acid binding. The record is from RefSeq and is a predicted model, not a curated record. The coding region runs from base 6 to 536 and encodes 176 amino acids.